AUGCUCCCGGCCGGAUACCUGACGCCCGUCGAACAGCGACCGAACCCCGAUCAAGAGCGCUACAAGGUGUGCCACGCCCUGCACAACGCCGAUCUCCCUUGCGUCGUCUUCUUCGAGGACGCGAUCGCUUACCACGGCGUGCCUUCGUGCUUGUUCGACCUGUACCUCCUCGUCAGCGACGUUCAAGCCGCUGCCGAAGUGCUAGCUAAGGACGCCGCCUGGGUGCACACCGAAAAGAGGAAGAACAAGAUUGGCAACUCCACCGUCGACGUGCCCCAGAUUCGCCUCGGACCGCCUAGUGACUCUAGUGAUACCGCUACCUUGUUCCGAGUCACGCAUGUUGUGCUGCUCAGAGCUGCGGACUGGUUCUACGACCUGCAUGACGCAGAGGCGACAUUCUUCCCUCCUCUCGUGCCUCUGCUGAACGCAUUCUAUCGAGUCCUCUUUGAGGGCACGCAAAAACAGCGGCGCUGGACGAGUCUCCAGCUCAGUUAUCUCCACGGCCACACGUUGAACUGGAGGAACUGGAAAGAUCAGCCCCGUAUAUCCCUCAAGGAGCUCGCGGAGCCCGCACGACCGGUUCACCAGGACUAUCGAGAUGGAUACAGCUUCGCAGAGGCAAUGAGGCGCCAGACCCUCGUUCGCGAUGGCAAAGCCGAACCGGGCAGGUUGGGGACGGAUUUCCCACCCAACCCCGAUUAUGAGAGCAGGUAUGGCGUCCUCCCCGGACCAUGGUCCUGGCAUCCGUAG
This is a messenger RNA of Trichosporon asahii var. asahii CBS 2479, 750 nucleotides long. RefSeq lists its product as uncharacterized. NCBI's taxonomy places the organism in Eukaryota, Fungi, Basidiomycota, Tremellomycetes, Trichosporonales, Trichosporonaceae. The record is from RefSeq and is a predicted model, not a curated record. The coding region runs from base 1 to 750 and encodes 249 amino acids. The transcript has a single exon.